CAGUGAUAUAGGUAUAUACUGAAAAUGGAUAAAAGGUACUAUAACUUUCAGUUUAAAAAUCCUGAUUUUGAUACGUUGGGCUAUAUAAUUGGUACAGCAAAUUUUGAUGAUAAGCACGAUAGAUCAGCUCCAUCAGAUUACCAUUGGAAAAUAUUAAAAUGCAGGAUGAUCAUAUUUUCGAGUUCAUCCAUUCUAGCAUGCCCAGACAAUAGAGAUUUGAAACGUGUACAUAUAAUCUUUAAUAAGAAAGCAGAUGACUAUGAUAAAAUAAAUUCUAUGUUUUGUAAAUAUUCAUUGACCCAUGAUGGCGAUGUAAAAGCAAGUACAGCUGAGUUAUUUCAAAUGUGUUUCCAAUACACGAUGUCAGCAAGGAUGGCGCCAAUUUGGAAUACUUUGGGCAGUAACUACCUUAUAAACAACAGAGACUUCCUUACCACCAAAGGUCAUCAAGAAGGAUUGAAAUACCAAAUUAAAAGUAACGAUCAAACAACUUGUAUUAGCUUGAAGCCCAUCAAAAUUAUUUUACAUCAAGUAGACGUUGAAGCUAAGCCUGGCGAAUAUGUACGGGUUCUUCCGAGUUUGAACAAGGCCACCGUGGAAGAUUGUUGCAGUUCGUUACCGAAGUCAGGUAGUUUUAAAUCUUACAAGGAUCUGCGUCGUCACUGGAAAAAUAUUCAUGGUUAUCGGUUACCAGAACAAGAAAGUUCGUUUUAUUAUCUGAUUCAAUUCUGGCGGGGCGAUCCUUUGACUUAUCCUAAGCAUUGUGUGAUGAGAAAUUUUCCUACUGUGACCCCCGUUCCUAGAUCAACAGAGAAAAUUAUACUGUCAAGGUUUAUAAGCUGCUUAAAUAUUAAAUUUUUAAAUUUGCUUGGACACCCACUCUCGAUUGAGCAAAAUGACGGUGUUAUCAGUAAUCGGAACCGUGUUGUAGAUGACAAUGUGGUCGAGACACAAAAUGUAAGUCUGUGCACACCGACACAAACAUAAGAUAUCAGCAGAAUAAACGCAAAAUAUAAGCCAGCUUGGUUACUAAACUUCCUUUUCUAUAGGAAAAUAAAUAUAAAAUUGCUUUGUU
Plodia interpunctella (Indianmeal moth) is the source of this 1075-nucleotide messenger RNA. RefSeq lists its product as uncharacterized. Bases 25 to 987 code for a protein of 320 amino acids. The transcript is spliced from 8 exons. The record is from RefSeq and is a predicted model, not a curated record. Lineage: Eukaryota; Metazoa; Arthropoda; Insecta; Lepidoptera; Pyralidae.